Messenger RNA from Zeugodacus cucurbitae (melon fly), 2370 nucleotides. RefSeq lists its product as uncharacterized. The record is from RefSeq and is a predicted model, not a curated record. Bases 118 to 360 code for a protein of 80 amino acids. Lineage: Eukaryota; Metazoa; Arthropoda; Insecta; Diptera; Tephritidae. The transcript is spliced from 2 exons.
GACGACGUUGAUGAAAACGACACCUCAGUACUACAAAGACGGUUAAAAAGCGCAUACGGGCAUAUAAGUGUUGCAUACUCCACGUACGGUACAUAACUACAAACGUAAAUAAUAAUAAUGGGUAGCUGCUGUUCAAAGGAUCCCGACUCGCAGACCUCCUGGAGUCCUUCGGAAACGAAAAAUGCGAGCACAACGUCGACAAUUGUUGCGCAGCCAACGAACGAUAAUACUUCGGCUGGAGUGUUUACGAGCACGCUAGUUGUGCCGGCUGACACAGAUGGCAUGGGCUCUGAGACAGUGACAACAACUAUAAUAAAGACAACAAAAGUCACAGAGACUGUGACGACCUCGGAGGAAUGAAUGCUGAUAACGCCACACACAAGUGGCUGCAGGAAAUGAGUGAAUAACGACCAAAUAAUAAAAGCAUUUACUAUUAAUUUAUACACAUUUAAUAAUUUAUGCAUGUGUACAUAACUAUAAGUAUAUUAAGACCAGGCCGUUGCAACGAACCCAGUGGCAGAAAGUACACAUUACAGUUAAAUAUUUACGGUAUAAACAUUGUAGAAGACGAAAUCAUUGUAAAUAGAUAUUUUUUUAAUUUGUGCAAUAAAAAGUAGAUUUUGAUACAAUUGAAAAAAAAAAAACGCUUGAGUUCAUGACCUAUCACUGCACCCCAGCUCAUCUAAACUCAUUGAUAACACUCUAAACCAACAAAGAGUUUAGUAAGAAAUGCCGAGGGAGCGCAAGCUUUCGCCGCCAAAAGUUGAAACGCAUUUAAUUACGCUUCAGUGCUGCAUUGAAUGCAGCGUAAAAGCGUUGAGCGAGAUAAUGAAAACACAUUUCAUUCUUAUUAUUAGCUGGAGCUGGCUCAGCCGACAAGAUCAACAGUUUGAGCCGCUGUCUGCCCUGCACCGCCCUUGAUACGCCUGUCCCCACCAUGUCGCUAUCCAUCCAGUUCUAAUCAGCCGAUUCGCGCAGCACCAAUAAGCGCUUGUUUAAUCGUCAAUCAGUUUCGUUUAAAUACCCGUCGCGACAACAACAUCCCUCUCAGUAUUCAACGCAAACAACAGUUCAGUUCUCAUGCUAUUCAAAUUUUAAUUCAAUUCAAUAAAAUACGAAUUUAUAUUCAAAUUUGCACGUCAACGUGUAUUGAUUGAGCGAGUUGUUUUCCAACGCUUGUCGCGCGUUUGCUUCAUAUUAUUUGUGAAAUUGAUUACUUUGCUGCUGGUUUGUUGCUGUACUCGUGACAUAUGGCACAGGUUUUGAUCUUGAUAGUGGCCGUCGUGGUGGCGAUCAGCAGUUUUGCGCAAGGCUUCGUGCUGCCGCACUACGCACAGCUCAUGGGCGUCGAUUACGAGUACGUCGAGGAGACGCCGGCCGCGCCCACCUCAACCCCCAGCUACAUAAUGCGCAUCGGACAGUCCAAUGAGUUGGGUGAACCCACAACGGCGGAGGUCACCAAAUUCAUCGACGCCGCUGCGCCAACCAAUCAACCCGACAGCGCGAAGCUUGCUACAAACGCAGAGCCGCAAGUGUUAAACAACAAGAGCACGAUGGAUGCGGCUGGCGCAGAGCAACGGCGGCAAGGCAAGACGCUGACCUACACAGAACUCGACAAACUGUUGGCGAAUUGGCAAAUGGAUCGGGAGCGCAAUGCUUACGAAAUGCAGGCUAGCAAACAGUACGGAGCCAAUGCGCGCCACUACUAACGGAAUGUGUGAUUGAAAAUAUUAUUGUUUAUGUUUGAAAAAAAAUUGUCUAGGUAUGCAUUAAAGUUGGGUAGCAGUGUGUAGUUAAGUCGAUUGCUAACGGCGGUUCAAAUGUCACGCUGAUAACGCGAUGUCAUGCGCAUUGCUAUUAAGGAAAGGAGGGGUUCCGCAUCGAAAAUUUAAUAUUUACUUUUGAUAAUUGUUUCUUUAAUCCCUUAUAGUUAAUUAAAUGAUCCUCGGAUUGUACCAUUACAGCAAAGGCCCAGUAUAUAAUAAUUAAUUGCAAACGCAUUAACUGUGUCACCUUAUAAAUAUUUGUUUAGUUAAAUUUAUCUCGUAUGAAUACUUGCGUAUAAUCUCUAUCGAAAUAAAAUACUCGACAAAGGCUGCUAUCAAGUAGUCAAGUACACAAAUAAAGUAAAUUGCUGUGCACAUUUCAUUUCGACUAUAAUUGGGAGCAAUUAAAACUCUUAUAGAUAAGAUAAUAAUGGUGAAAUUGUGGUGUUGGUGUCAUCUCCCUAUUAAUUUGCGACGCAAAGAUGUACCGAGCAAACUCAUUUCCAAAUUUUUAUAAAACGGUUAAAGAUUUCGAAUAAGUUUUAAGUAUUAGUAUUUAAGUAUUCCAUUUUUUGAAAUAAAUAAAUAAAUCCAUUGACUACAA